This is a messenger RNA of Guillardia theta CCMP2712, 2055 nucleotides long. RefSeq lists its product as hypothetical. The record is from RefSeq and is a predicted model, not a curated record. NCBI's taxonomy places the organism in Eukaryota, Cryptophyceae, Pyrenomonadales, Geminigeraceae. Bases 1 to 2055 code for a protein of 684 amino acids. Gene Ontology annotation, molecular function: voltage-gated potassium channel activity. The transcript is spliced from 5 exons. Gene Ontology annotation, cellular component: membrane. Gene Ontology annotation, biological process: potassium ion transmembrane transport; regulation of membrane potential.
AUGAAGGCCGACCAUCCUCAGUACUCGAAGCGCGCGGUAGGGGAGGGGAAGGAAGUUGGGACUUUGAACCCCGAUGAGCUUUUCUCCGGGUCAGAGAGCCUCUUCGUCAAAGACAGCUCGAUCUUGCAUCCUUUCUCCAGCAUUCACCUGACGUGGGACCUCUGGAUGGUCCUGCUGCUGAUCAUCACCAUUAUCAUCGUCCCGUAUGAGCUGGCCUUCCAGGAGUUCACUUGCACAGCGUCCAUUGACAUUGCUCAGCUCGUCUUGCUGUGGGCGAUCGACGCCUCCUUCUGGCUGGACAUUCUCCUCAACUUCCGCACUGCUCUGGUGGUUCUGAACCCCGUGACGGGCAAGAGCGAGGUGAUCAUCGAUCAGCGAACCAUCGCCGUCACCUACGUCAAGUUCUGGUUUUGGUUCGAUGCCAUCGGCUCUCUCCCCAUCCAGGCCAUUGAGAGCAGCUACCUCAACACCAGCUGCUCCUUCUCAGCCAUCAAGGCUCUCCGGUUCAACCGCCUGGCGAGGCUCGUGAGGCUGUUCCGUAUCAUCAAGCUCAUGCGGUUUAGUCGAUGGACGUUCAUGCUCACGAGGCUGCAGGAUCGCCUCUCCAUCAACCCGGCCCUGUUGCGAUUCCUGGAACUGUCGGUGGCGGUGGUGAUGCUCGCCCACUUCAUGGCCUGCUUCGUGUACGGCAUGCUCCCCUUCGAGACCGACUACGAGCAGAACUGGGGGUCUGUCUCUGUCAUCACUGUGCCCUGGGCAGGAGAGUUUGUCCUGUUCUGCCCUCCUCCUUCCUUCACGGUCGACAACGAGGUCUUGCCCCCCUGCGUGCACCUGCAGGAUGCCAACUGCUCAAGGACGGUGUUUGUUGAGGUCAACAACAGGACGGAGAUUUCGAGGAGAAAAUGCUUGCAGCGGGAUGGCAAGUGGCUGGAAGAGGCGUCAAGCAGCAACAAGUACCUCAUCUCCCUCUACUACACGUUCGUCACAAUGUCCACGGUAGGCUAUGGCGACAUCGUGUCACAGAAUAUCUUUGGGAUCAUGAUCUGCACUCUCAACAUGAUGAUGGGAACGAUGCUGUUUGCGAUCUUCAUCGGCAACAUCACGGAGCUGAUGACGAACCUCGACCUCCGCUCCAAGAACUACCGCAAGAAGAUGGACAGCAUGGAGCACUUCAUGCACUCCGAGAACCUGCCGCUGCGCCUCCGCAACAGGGUCAGGUACUUCUUCGAGCACGGGUACAACCACGCUCGGGGCCUGCCCUCCUUCAUCGACGAGCUGCCGGAGAACCUCAAGAUUUCAGUUGUGCUGCACCUCUACAACGACGUCGUCCGUUCCGUUCCCUUCUUCGCUCAGGGGAGCAAGCAGUUCAUCACGAUGAUCAUCCUCAAACUGAAGUCCAAGGUACUCGCCCCGCACGACGCCGUCUUCCAUGCCGGCGACCAUGGCGACACCAUGUACUUCCUCAACGACGGGGCAGUGUGCAUCAUGCUCGACCAGCAGCUGGACAUCUUUGCGACCAUGUCCGAGGGAGGCUUCUUCGGGGAGGAGUGCGUGACAGGGCAGAGCGACGUGCGGGAGGUGUCGGUCUUCGCGCUCUCCUGGUGCAAUCUCCUUUCUCUCUCCUCCCAGGACCUCGAGCAGUGCAUCGCCGGCGAGCCCGAGUCGCGCGAGCUCUUCAGGAACCUUGUCACCUCCUCCAACCUCCAGCGCUGCAUCGAGCGGAUCCAAGGAGCGAUCCCUGGGAGGGAGGUCGAGACUGAGACCCCACGGGAGGAGCAAGAGAAAGGGGAGAAGCGACAGUUCCCUCCCGUGGUCCUGCGAGCUCUAGAGCUGCAGGAGGACUCGUCCGAGCUCAAGGAGCAGCGGCCGCUCUCGUCCGCGCGCAUGUCGAGAAACUCUGUUGACCUCGUAAAGCAGCUGCAGGAGCAGAUGGGCAUGGAGGAAGUCAUGCAGCGAAUCAGCUCGGACUACGAAGCUUCGAGGAAGAGGCGAGCAAACGUUCGCAAGAGCAUCGCAAGGCUGGAGAAGAUCUUAACCACAGCGGGAAGGAGAUAG